Molecule: messenger RNA, 3723 nt
Organism: Drosophila miranda
Lineage: Eukaryota; Metazoa; Arthropoda; Insecta; Diptera; Drosophilidae
Gene: dre4
Product: FACT complex subunit spt16
Exons: 9
Coding region: 132-3512 (1126 amino acids)
Biological process (GO): positive regulation of transcription elongation by RNA polymerase II; transcription elongation by RNA polymerase II
Cellular component (GO): FACT complex
Molecular function (GO): nucleosome binding
Source: RefSeq, a predicted model, not a curated record
CUUCUUCUUACCCUUGCCGCUGCCGCGCAAUUUUUUCAUCCGGCGGAAUUCGCAAAUGUGUGAAAAAGAAUUUAGCUGAAAUAUAACUAAGAUCGGAAUUAUCUACUAGUUGGUGUGGCUAGAGCAGCAGCAUGUCGAGCUUUGUGCUGGAUAAAGAGGCGUUUGUGCGUCGCGUAAAGCGGCUUUACACGGAAUGGAAGGCACCAAGCACUGGACACGACGAUGCCCUGGGCAAUCUGGACUGUAUCAUGAGCGUCGUCGGCUGCGACGAAGAUGUGAUUUACUCCAAGUCCCUGGCCCUUCAGAUCUGGCUGCUUGGCUACGAACUGACGGACACUAUCUCAGUGUUUGCCUCCGAUGCCAUCUACUUUCUCACAAGCAAGAAGAAGAUCGAGUUUCUGAAGCAGGCCCAGAACAUCAGCGAAGAGGGCGUGCCUGAAAUAAAGCUGCUUGUGAGGGACCGGACCGACAAGGAUAAGGGAAACUUUGAGAAGCUCAUCAAGAGCAUACAGAACUCGAAGAAGGGCAAGCGCUUGGGCGUCUUCAGCAAAGAUUCCUAUCCGGGAGAGUACUGCGAGUCGUGGAAAAAGAUACUAAUGGAGUCACAGUUCGAGCACGUGGACAUCAGCACGAUCAUCGCGUACUUGAUGUGCCCCAAAGAUGAGUCCGAAAUCAACAAUAUACGUAAGGCCUCACUGGUGUCGAUGGACAUUUUCAACAAAUAUCUCAAGGAUGAAAUUAUGGACAUUAUCGAUUCAGACAGGAAAGUAAAGCACACAAAGCUGUCGGAUGGGUGUGAUGCCGCUAUUGCCGAAAAGAAAUACACCAGUGGCCUGGAUCCCAGGCUACUGGACAUGGCCUAUCCGCCUAUAAUUCAAUCGGGUGGAUCCUACAGCCUUAAGUUCUCUGCCGCGUCUGAUAAGAAUGUAUUGCACUUUGGCGUGAUCGUUUGCUCCCUGGGCGCCCGCUACAAAUCGUAUUGCUCCAAUAUAUCACGGACUUUCCUUGUCAACCCCACCGAGGCCAUGCAGGAAAACUACACGUUUCUGGUAAAUGUACAGGAGGAGAUUCUCAAGCUGCUCGUGCCAGGUGCCAAGCUGUGCGAGGUCUACGAAAAGACACUGGCCCACGUGAAGAAGGAAAAACCGAAUAUGGUGGAUAAUCUCACAAAGACAUUCGGCUUUGCCAUGGGCCUGGAGUUCCGGGAGAACUCCAUUGUCAUUGGACCCAAGUGUCAGGCGCUGAUCAAGAAGAAUAUGGUCUUCAAUCUGCAUGUCGGCAUCUCCAAUCUCACCAAUCCCGAAGCUGCCGACAAGGAGGGUAAAACCUAUGCCCUGUUCAUAGGAGACACUGUGCUGGUGGGCGAGCAAUCGCCAGCCAGUGUGAUGACCCCUUCCAAAAAGAAGAUAAAAAAUGUCGGCAUUUUCAUCAAGGACGACAGCGAGGAGGAGGAUGUGGAUGAUAAAAAGGCCUCCAAAGAGGAUCAGGGCUCUGAAAUCCUGGGACGCAGUAAAAGGAACGCCGUCCUGGACUCGAAGCUGCGAAAUGAGAUCAACACAGAGGAGAAGCGCAAGGAGCAUCAACGGGAGCUAGCCCAGCAGCUGAACGCUCGCGCCAAGGAGCGUCUGGCGAAGCAGGGAAAUUCCAAGGAAGUGGAGAAGGUGCGCAAGAACACCGUAUCCUACAAGUCCAUCAGCCAAAUGCCACGCGAGCCCGAGGUCAAGGAUCUGAAGCUGUACGUGGACAAGAAAUACGAGACAGUCAUUAUGCCCGUGUUCGGCAUCCAGGUGCCUUUCCACAUUUCCACCAUCAAGAACAUUUCACAGUCCGUGGAGGGCGAGUACACCUACUUGCGUAUUAACUUCUUUCAUCCGGGUGCCACAAUGGGGCGCAAUGAGGGUGGUCUCUAUCCCCAGCCAGAGGCCACAUUCGUUAAGGAAGUGACGUACCGCAGCUCGAAUUUGAAGGAGCAUGGCGAGGUGGUUGCUCCGUCGGCCAAUCUGAAUAACGCUUUCCGCUUGAUCAAGGAGGUGCAGAAACGCUUUAAAACGCGCGAAGCCGAGGAGCGGGAAAAGGAGGAUCUGGUCAAGCAAGAUACGCUGAUAUUGUCCCAGAACAAGGGAAAUCCCAAGCUCAAAGAUCUGUACAUUCGUCCCAAUAUUGUAACGAAACGAAUGACGGGCAGCUUGGAGGCGCACACGAAUGGCUUCCGCUACAUCUCUGUGCGCGGCGACAAAGUGGAUAUCCUCUACAACAACAUCAAGAGCGCCUUCUUCCAGCCCUGCGACGGUGAAAUGAUCAUUCUGCUCCAUUUCCACCUCAAGUAUGCCAUCAUGUUUGGCAAAAAAAAGCACGUGGAUGUCCAGUUCUACACGGAGGUGGGCGAGAUCACCACGGAUUUGGGCAAGCAUCAGCACAUGCACGAUCGCGACGAUUUGGCCGCGGAGCAGGCGGAGCGAGAGCUGCGCCACAAGCUGAAGACGGCCUUUAAGAGCUUCUGCGAGAAGGUGGAGACCAUGACCAAGUCUAUUGUGGAGUUCGAUACGCCAUUCCGUGAACUGGGUUUCCCCGGGGCGCCCUUCCGCAGUACCGUCACGCUGCAGCCCACCUCUGGAUCGCUGGUUAAUCUAACAGAAUGGCCGCCAUUCGUCAUCACCCUGGAUGAUGUCGAGCUGGUGCACUUUGAGCGUGUCCAAUUCCAUCUGCGCAACUUCGACAUGAUAUUUGUGUUCAAGGAGUACAACAAGAAGGUUGCCAUGGUCAAUGCCAUUCCCAUGAAUAUGCUGGACCACGUCAAGGAGUGGCUAAACUCUUGCGAUAUUCGCUACUCGGAGGGCGUUCAAUCUCUGAACUGGCAAAAGAUCAUGAAGACGAUUGUAGAUGAUCCGCAGGGCUUCUUCGAGCAGGGCGGUUGGUCCUUCUUGGACCCCGAAUCCGAUGGCGAAGAGGACAAUGAAACUGCCGAAUCGGAAGAGGAUGAAGCCUACAAUCCCACAGAUGCCGAAACAGAUGAGGAGUCCGAAGAAGAUUCCGAAUACUCAGAAGCCUCUGAAGAUGAGAGCGAUGACAGCGAUGAAGAUCUUGGCUCCGAUGAAGAAUCCGGCAAGGACUGGUCCGAUCUGGAGCGUGAGGCGGCCGAGGAAGAUCGAAAUCACGAUUACCAGCCCACCGAUGACAAGCGCAACGGCACGAAAUUCGAGACGAAAAAGAGCGACAUGAGUUCCAAACACAGUCGACGAGACCGCGAGGAGCAGCGAUCAUCGUCAUCGCACAGUAAAAAGCAUAAGUCGAAUUCCUCUUCUUCCUCUUCGCAUUUAAAAUCCUCCAGCUCCAAACAUGGCAGCUCAUCUAGCCCUUCGAAGUCGUCCAAGGAUAAGUACCACAAUCGGGACAAGCAUCAUUCCUCAUCUUCUGGUCACAAGAGCAGCAGUAAGAGCAAGGACCAUGAUCGGAAGCGUUCGCGGGAGGACAGCCGUGACAAUGGUCACAAGGCGAAGAAGUCUCGUCGUUAAAUGUGGUUUAUGUUAGCAACUGCUGUCUGUUUCAAACUUUCCUGUUAUCUGUUAAAACCCCCACCCCCACCCCCACCCGAACUCCCUUCCUCUGGCCAUCUCCAACUUCUUUUGCACUAAUCCCCCAUUCAUUUUCACCGCUUCAAAGUUGUAUUACAAAUUUCAUAAUUAUAAUACGAUAAUACAUGUAAUAAAUUAAUUUAAGAUACCA